Molecule: messenger RNA, 3645 nt
Organism: Engraulis encrasicolus (European anchovy)
Lineage: Eukaryota; Metazoa; Chordata; Actinopteri; Clupeiformes; Engraulidae
Gene: tmem102
Product: transmembrane protein 102
Exons: 7
Coding region: 356-2056 (566 amino acids)
Source: RefSeq, a predicted model, not a curated record
UCGGAACAGCCGUAUUUAAUCUGGUAACAGACGGCUAUGCCAUUUUAUGACAGAAAGGACCCCGUAAUCCAGUUAGUUUACAUGGAUCGACAAUAUCAUAGGGCUACGCAACUCCAUGUGGGGUUGCGCGUUGUAGUUUCAAGGCCAAGUGUUGACUGCAUAACUUACUACCGUUCCCAAGAUUCUCAGUUCUGGCACAGUGUUUCCGGAGUUUGUGUUGUCAGGGGGGAAGGUGGACGCCUGGACCUGUUGGGCUGAAGAUGACGGGACGGGGAAUCGGACACCAGUGCGCAAUCCCAGCCGAACAGCCCCGGAGAUAAGACACAACUUCAGACCAGCACACGGGUAAUGUCCAAUGGAUACCCUGAUGAGUGCGGUGGGUCCCAGGGGCCCGGCGCCGGCCAAGCGUCCUGCGGAGGUGGACUUCCGCUCGGGCACGGCCCUGGAGCAACUCUCGGCCCAGGUGAUGGAGCUGGUGCAGCUGGAGCAGGGCGAGUUCGGGGACCAGACCGCACUGGAGGUGCACACCGCCAAAGACUUCAUCUUUAACAUGCUGGGACUGGUCCAGAAAGUAGACCAGCGUCUGCCCGUCUCCAACGAGUACCUCCUCCUGAGCGGCGGUGCCCGAGAGGGCGUGCUGGACCUCAACCCAGAGGAGCUGGGCGACUACGCCAAGGGUGUGGACUUUGACCUUGACUUCACCUUGCUGGUGCCCGCCAUCAAGCUGCACGACCGCAAUCAGCCGAUCACAUUGGACAUGCGCCAGUCGGCGCCCUGCCACUCCUGGCUGAGCCUGAGGCUUUGCGACCCCGCCAUGUUGGCCCGGUGGCGAAGCUGCUGUGAAGACGAAGGUCAGACUCAGAGCCAAGGGUCGUCACCAAACGGGCACCACGUCGACCUUCUGAGCUCGCCGAACGGUCACGUUGACCUCUUGAGUUCGCCAAACGGGCACGGUGACCUCCUCGGCUCGCCCAAUGGUGACAUAGGCAGCGGCAGCGGCGGCGUAGUCAGCGGAGGGAUUCCGCGAGGCGUCCCUCCGUCGCUCCAGUCGUCGCCUCAGUCUCUCGACGGGUGCUACUUCUCCCCGGCGCUCGUCACCGACUGGUUCUGGGAGGUCGUGAACGUGGCAGUGGAGGAGCUCAGACGGAACCCUCAGCGGGGCAUUCCGGUGCCGGACCGGGUGGAGCGCAACGGGCCCGUCACGACGCUGGUCCUCACGGCCGGGACCAGCCGGGUGCUGUACGACCUCCUGCCUGUGGUGUCCUUCCGCGGCUGGCCCGCCGUGGCCCAGGGCUGGCUGACCACCAACCACUUCUGGGACGGCAAGAUCACGGAGGAGGAGGCCAUCAGCGGCUUCUACCUGCUGCCCUGCUGCUCGCCGCGCGGAGGCCGCCCCGACCGGGAGUGGAGACUGGCCUUCUCCCGGAGUGAGGUGCAGCUGAAGAAGUGUGUCCCUUACCCGGCCGCCCAGGCUUUCCAGGCGGCCAAAGCCGUGCUCUCCCGGCUCCUCUCCCGGCCCAGGACGGGCCUCAGCCUCUACCACCUGAGGGCGCUGCUCUUCUGGGCCUGCGACCGCCUCCCCACUGCCUACCUCAGCUGUCCCGACAGAGAGACUCCCGCCCGCCUCUUGCUCGGUCUCCUAGACGACCUGGCGCACUGCAUUCUGGGUAAGAACUGCCCCAACUACUUCCUGCCACAGUGCAACAUGCUGGAGCACCUGACGGACAGCGCCGCCCUACUGGCAGCCAGGAAACUGGCACAUCUGAGGUCGGAUCCAGGUGAGCACCUGCGAGCAGCCCUUGAGCAAGCCAGACAGGCCAGCCAACUGAAGAAGGAGGCAGCAGGCAUGGCAGGAGCCAACGGGCACGGGGGAGCAGGAGGAGCAGGCUUCUGCUCGUCUCCCGGUUCCCCUGGCUCCCUGUCGCCGGAGGAUGACCGACUGGCCCAGAGGCUCCAGCAGCUGGUGACGGAGAACCCCGGCAAGAGCAUAUCGGUGUUCCUCAACCCGGACGACGUCACGCGGCCACACUUCCGCAUAGAUGACAAAUUCUUCUGACCUCUCUGGAGAAGAACAGCGGAAGAACAAGUCUUUUAUUUCUCUCUUCCAGCUGGACCUCAAUUUCACAAAGUCAAUCUUUGUGUGAUUUUCGCCACUUCAAAAGUGGCAAGAUGAUUUAUGUACAUGGCACAAGUUUUGCCGUCUCUUUUACAAAAAAAAGAACUAGCUGGACCCUCACACUCAAAGAUCUUCUUGCGUGGCUGUGACAUCUAAGAGCUGCAAGAUCUUAUUUACAGGACCUCAUACUCAGAGCUGUACCAAGCAAAUUCUUCUUCUGAUGGACCUCACUAUGGCCACACUUUCACGUCAACGACAAGUUCUUCUGAGCUCUCUGUGUCUUUUGACAAGAAGAACUAGCUGGACCCUCAAAUUCCAAGACCCUCUUGUGCGGUGGUUACAGCAUCUUGGAGCUGCACGAUGUUUCUGUCCAGGACCUCAUGUCCAGAGCUGUACCAAGUAGGGAUGCAAACGAUUAAUUGAUAGUUUGCAUCCCUAGUACCAAGCCAUUUCUUCUUCUGGUGGACCUCAGAGCGUCCACACUUUCUCAUCAAUGACACAUUCUUCUGAGCUCUCUCUCUUUAUUUUAAGAAAAGGAACUAGCUAGGCCCUCACACUCCAAGAUGUUCCUGUGUGGUUACGACAUAUGACAGGAGCUCCAAGAUCUUUUCUCCAGGACCUCACACCCAAGAGAUGUACCUUAGCAUUGAUGACAAGGGCUUCUGAGUAUUUUCGAGAGCACAAUGGUGUCGGGGACCAUCAAAGCUGCCAGAUCUAGGGUAGCAUCGGGCAGCGUCAUGCUAACAGGGUGAUAUCUUCAUAAGAGCACAGUACAUGAGGAUGAAAGAUGUACAUUAAUAAUCUGACAAAUAAUCUGACCAACUCAUAGAAAUUGAAAAGUAUCAAACACCAAUGUCUUGUGAGGUCCUGGCUAACUGGCGUCGUACAAAUAUCAGUAGGAAAGAAAUUGCAGCAGACUCUGCUACAUGUUUUCAAUUUAAGAUGGCUGAAACGUCACUUUAAAAAAUAUCCAGAAUGUGCGACACUUUCUUUUUCUUUUUAUUCUUGACAAGAGAGUAUCUGGGAACCAGUAUCAGGGCAUCCCAUCUGAGAUCUCUUGAGGACUACUUCUGAACAUUUUCUGAGCUAUAACUGAUGAACUACUUUGCACACUUACAUUGUCAGCGACGGGGCAGGGUAUGGGUAUCUCUUUCAGAGUGCACUGGAAAUGGUUUGACAGGACUUUUUUUGUUGGAGCUUUACCACAAAUGUGACUACGGUAAUCUGUGAAGCUCUCAGCCCCCUAUCUAAUGCAUCCCCUGAUUUCCUUGAAUAGCUACCCCCCCCCCCCCCCCCUUGACUUCCUUGGAUAGCUUCUGUGCAGGUAGGGUGGGGCAUUUGUGGGAUAGCAAUCAACACAAAACGGCCUGCUGAGCUGCAGCUCCGAAUAUGCUUUAUUCCAACCCCCAGCCCAACUCCACCACCCACUGACUUAAUCGAACAGCUACCAAGCUAAAGAAUAAUGCAAUGCAAAUGCUGGAGGUAACCCCACUGUUUUAUGCACAGGGAAGGCACCACACACUGAUACA